UCUAUCCCAGACCCAGACCCAGACCCAGGCUGAACAAACGACGUGGAUCCCCAAGACGCCGCCGCCGCCGUCGCCACAGACCCCCACACGCCACCGGCGCCAUGGAUCCCAUGGAUCCGCGCGACAUGGGGGAGAGGAGGAUGCACGUCGCCGUGCCCGCCGUCGGCCUCUCUGCACACGUACCAGCGCCAUCCUCCCAACGCUCCCGCCGGCGGCCGUCCUCCACCCCGUGCUGCGACGGGCCCCGGGCCUCCGUCAACCCCGUGGAGGAUGUUGUGGUUGUUGUCGUCGUGGCUGCACUACGUCCCUCCGCAUGCAUAUGAGGCCGGCUGCGGCGAGUUCAUCGACAGCGUCCACCAGUUCGUGUUGGUAGUGGGAAUGCAGAGAUGACUUCUAUUUUCCUUCAAUUGCAUCUAAUACCUAUUAACCCUGCUAGCUGGGGCUCUGAUGAGGUUGUGCAUUUUUAGAGGACGAGUCAAGAGAUUGACGAGAAAGAUUUGAUGAGGUUGUGUUGUGCAUUUGCAUCUAAUUCUUUACAAUGUCUCUACAGGUUCCGAGAAUGAGAAGAAAAUGCAAGAGCGAGAGGUUGCACUGUUGCGUUCUUUUAUCAUGGGAGCAAUUGAUGUACCUCUCUGAAUCUGAAUGUCCCAAGAGGGGGCUGCUCCACACAAGUAAUUCUAGGUGAGUUGGCUAACUCGAUAUCAAUGUGAUUAGGUGAUGGCCCAAGAUACCCAGUUCACAGAAUAAGGAAUUUUCCUUCUUUCAAAAUACAAAAUUUUCUACAUUCAAAAUUUUGAUAAUAUUUCUAAUGUAUUGACAUGGGAAGAUUAUUUUAUAAUCAUAUGCAGGCGCCCAAGAUCUUCGACAUCGCCGGUCACUACACUGGGUCAGGCAGCGCCAACGACCUGCCCAGGUUCCGCUUCCUAUGCAAGGCCAACGUCGCCGCCAUGGAGGCGGCCCUCAGGAUCGCCAACGUCAACCCUUACAAGGUGAUUCUCUUCGGCGACAGCGUGCACAACAUUCAGGCAAGCAUGGGGUUGGCCUCCAAAGAGUGCUGUGCUGUCGUGGUAGAGCGUGGGAUGAAAGGUGGGUCCAGUAUAAAACCAGGAGGUACUACCGCCCUUGUCCCUUGCUGUUGGCCUGGCACGACGGUGUCAUGGGCGGCGCUUCGUCCCCCUAGAUUGCGACCGCGGAUCGACACAAACAGGAGAGGAGGGGUUGGCAGGGGACUCCUUGACGGUCCGUGAGCAAGAACAAUGUGAGGAAGAAAGGGCAUCAUAGCGAAGGUGAGGUGGGCAUCAACGAUGUAGCCAGGCCCCGGGCAACAGCAAGGGACCCCGCCUUAUCGCUCCAUGGCCUCGCGGCCGAGGGGCCAGGCGGGUCCUCGCCGCCUUCCACACCAGUGGCAUGGACAGGGUGGUGUAUACCGGUUGAAUCUUGGAGUGAAUAAUUAGUUAUAGAAAUAAUUUGGUUCCUACUGUGCAGUUGCAAAUUUUUAUUGUCCAUCAGUUGUAAUUAGUUGUAGAUAAUUUUUUCACACAAAUGAGUUAUUUUAAUUUUCA
Triticum aestivum (bread wheat) is the source of this 1562-nucleotide messenger RNA. RefSeq lists its product as uncharacterized. NCBI's taxonomy places the organism in Eukaryota, Viridiplantae, Streptophyta, Magnoliopsida, Poales, Poaceae. The record is from RefSeq and is a predicted model, not a curated record. Bases 819 to 1247 code for a protein of 142 amino acids. The transcript is spliced from 4 exons.